Fusarium venenatum is the source of this 717-nucleotide messenger RNA. RefSeq names its product endoglucanase. The record is from RefSeq and is a predicted model, not a curated record. Gene Ontology annotation, biological process: polysaccharide catabolic process. Gene Ontology annotation, molecular function: cellulase activity. NCBI's taxonomy places the organism in Eukaryota, Fungi, Ascomycota, Sordariomycetes, Hypocreales, Nectriaceae.
AUGAAGAGCACACUUCUCUUGGCCGGGGCUUUUGCUCCCUUUGCCCUCGCUGAGUCUCUCUGCGAGCAGUAUGGAUACCUCGCCAACGACGGCUAUGCAUUCAACAACAACGCCUGGGGCAAGGACUCAGGAUCUGGUGACCAGUGUACCUACGUAGACUGGUCUAACAGCAACGGUGCUGCAUGGCACGUUGAGUGGAACUGGUCCGGUGGCCAGGAUAGUGUUAAAUCUUAUCCUAACUCGGCUCUCCAGAUUGGAACGGACAAGAAGAUAGUUAGCUCCAUCACCAACAUGCAGUCUACCGCCGAAUGGACCUACAGUGGUGAUAGUAUCCGUGCCGACGUUGCUUACGAUCUUUUCACUGCUGCGGACCCUAACCAUGACACCUCGAGCGGCGAGUACGAGCUUAUGGUCUGGCUUGCUCGAUAUGGCGAGGUUCAACCCAUUGGAACCCUGCAGACAAGCGUUACUAUCGAGGGCCAUACUUGGGAGCUCUGGGUUGGCAUGAAUGGCAGUAUGAAGGUGUUCAGCUUUGUUGCACCCACCCCGGUCAAUGACUUCAAUGCCGAUAUCAAGCAAUUCUAUGACUAUCUCGCUAAGUCACAGAACUACCCUGCCAGCGAGCAAUACCUCCUCACCUUCCACUUUGGUACCGAACCCUUCACUGGAGAGAAUGCUAAAUUCUCCGUCACCAACUUCAAUGCCCACCUUAAAUAA